Messenger RNA from Hydra vulgaris (swiftwater hydra), 2681 nucleotides. RefSeq names its product NACHT, LRR and PYD domains-containing protein 12-like. The record is from RefSeq and is a predicted model, not a curated record. Gene Ontology annotation, molecular function: protein binding. Gene Ontology annotation, cellular component: cytoplasm. Lineage: Eukaryota; Metazoa; Cnidaria; Hydrozoa; Anthoathecata; Hydridae. Gene Ontology annotation, biological process: signal transduction.
ACUUCAAAAAUUAACAACUUUCAUAUCAUCGCGAGAGAAUACAAAUUUUAAACACAUUUUAUCCAUAACCUAAAAGUAAUUUUCUCUUAAAUUUACCCGGAAUUUACAAUUAGAUCCGAUACAAAUCGCAGCUAAAGUGUAACAUGUAAAAUGAGAAGGCUCUGAAGUAAAAUGAGAAGGCUCUCAGUAAAUGGCAAAAACUGCAAUUUGUUCAAAAGUUUAAUCAAUAAGGAACUAAUUUAAUGUUGUGUUUUUGGUUUAUAAUUAUAACUUUAGUAACUGGUGUCACCUAAGUAUUGGUUUUGCAGGCUAGAUCCAGGCUUACUUCACAAUUUAUUUAAUCAAACAUCAAAAUGGGUCAACUUUUUACACAUCUCAAAAAAGAUGAAACCACUGUUUUUAGCCAAACGUUUAAAUUAAAGUUUAGUGAUAGUGUUGGAGUAGAUUGGAGAACUCUUGGGCGUUGGUUAAAUAUUGAGGAAAAUUAUUUAGACAUGAUUGAUCAAGAAAAUUUAAAAAUUAAUGCAAAAGCAUAUUCAAUGUUAACAAAAUGGUUGCAAAUGAAUGAUAAUCCAACAGUUGAUGAGUUGAAAAUAGCUUUAAAGAAAAUGAAUAGAAUGGAUCUAAUAAGAAAAGUAGAAGAAUUCACAAAUUCUUCAAAUCCACUAGAUGUUGCUAGCAGAGUUCAUGUCAAUAAAGGUAUAUCAGAGGUAUGCACAGCACUAAAAAAUUAUUAUCUGAAAUAUUAUGGCAAAAUAAAUGAACUUCAACCACUAUUAAAAGCACCUGCUAAUGUUGAUCUAAUACAAAAAUUUGUUGAUCUAUGUAUUGUUGAUGCGCAUAAUGCUCAAAUGGAUGUUGUUUGUAGCGUUGAACGAAAGAAAUUUCUUGAAAAGCAAAUGAGUUAUACACCAAUUCCAUAUAGUGAAAUAUUUAUGAACGAAAAAUCAGUAAUAUUAAUAUCUGGAAUAGCUGGUAUUGGAAAAACAUGGUUGCUCAGAAAGUGUUUGCUCGAUUGGUCCAAUAAUUUGAUUUGGAAUAAUGUUGAACUUGUUUUUUAUUUGGAAUGCAGGAGACUUAAUCAAUAUCAAAAUGUUUCGAAUAUUAAUGAAUUACUAAAUGUUUUUUACAAACAUAUUUUAAAUGAUUUUGAUAUUAGUAAGCAUACUACAUUGUUUAUAAUUGAUGGAUUAGAUGAGUUUAAAUAUUUAAAUGAAUUAUUAAAUCCAAAUUUAAGUUGUACCUUUCCGAUUGUUAAUGCUUUAGCAGAAAUUCAAAGUUAUAAACAUGUAGUUGCUGGUAGAGUUUACGCAAUUGAUAAAUAUCAAAAUAUAUAUCCAGAGCAUAUUGAUAAGUUAACCAUUCAAAUAAUGGGGUUUAACCAAGAUGGAGUUGAAAAUUAUGUAGAAAAUCAUGUUAUAGAAGAAAAAAAAAAAGCUGUUAAAGCAACUUUAAAUGAGUCUCCAAUUGCAAAAGUUAUGGCAUUUGUUCCAUUUUAUUUAUCUUCCAUGUGUAAAAUUAUUAGUGAUUCAAGCAAAAUAUAUACAACUUCUUUCUUAACGAUGACAGAAUUGUAUGCAAAUAUUUUUUUAUACUUUUUGCAAAAACACAUUAUCAAAAAUAAUGGAUUGGUUUAUGAAAUGAUGGCAAAUGAAAAUAAUAAGAAAUAUGUAUUAACCAUUUGUAGGAUAGCUUUUGAAUUGUUUAUUGAAAAUAAAUUUAUUUUUUCAAAAGAAGAAGUUUUACUAUUUAUCAAUAACUUUAAUGAAGUUGAUGAAAGUCUUUUUGGUUUUAUUGAAAGGGUUGAAACACAUCUAGGUUAUUUUUACCAAUUUGCACAUUUGACUGUAAUGGAGUUUUGUGCAUCUGUAUAUGCAUACAAUUGUUUAAGCUUUGAAGAGAUUAUGGCCAAUAAAAAGCUGAAGAGUUGUUUAUCAAUGAUUUGUGGAUUAGGCAAUAAAAACCAAAAUAUAUUAUUAAAGUUUCUUGUUAACCUGAAUCCUUCUAAAAAAUCAAAAGAGGAGUCUUCACUUUCGGUUUCUAUUUUGGAUCGUCUAUCUAAAAGUAUUAAAGGUUUUAAUAAUUACAAUUUUUUCUACGAAUGUUUUUACGAAAGUCAAUCGUCAUUCACUGAUGAAAUAAACUCAAUUGUUGAUGAACUAAAUAAACGAUGGUUUGAUGGUUGGAAGAUUUCGAUUGACGAUAGAAAAACUUCUUACGCAACUUCUUGCGAUAAUUAUUUCGUAAAUUAUUACAUAAAAUCUGGAAGAAAGUUAAAGUGGUUAUAUGUUGAUAAAAUUUUUAAAAAUAUUUUAAGUGAUGAAGAAAAAAAUCUUUUAAUUCGAUGUUCAACUAAUGUUCGCGAUGUCACCUUUGAUUGUCCAAUUUAUUUCGAAGGAUGGAAACCGAAAGAUAAGAUUAAAGAGUUGACGAUAUGCAUCUCAGAUUAUUUAAUAACAAAAAAAGAUUUUGAAGAAAACUUUCUUCCUUGGAUUAAUCUUUGUAAAGAAUUAGAUCUUUCACUUCACGACGACAUUGAUUUCAUUAAAGACAUUUGUGAAUGGAUUCGUUGUUCGAACAUCAAGAAUUUUGUGAUCAAGUACCGUGGAAAAACUUUUUGUAACCUCGAUAAAUUAACUUUAUAACGCGGAAAAAUGUUUAAUAUUUUAAAUAUAUAAAAU